Messenger RNA from Dichotomopilus funicola, 2547 nucleotides. RefSeq lists its product as uncharacterized. NCBI's taxonomy places the organism in Eukaryota, Fungi, Ascomycota, Sordariomycetes, Sordariales, Chaetomiaceae. The transcript is spliced from 7 exons. The record is from RefSeq and is a predicted model, not a curated record. The coding region runs from base 1 to 2547 and encodes 848 amino acids.
AUGGUCUUCUUCCAAGCCCUGCGGGAGUACACCCGCUCUAGCCCAUGGCCAGAGAAUGGUCCAAUUUUUAUUCAGUUCAAACAUGGCCUCGGUGUAAAGCUCGAGGUUCCCAACUUUGGUGUAGAGGCCGACGAUGACCAAAGCCCCGAGACCCAAGGACCCUUGACCCGUGUGGUGCUAGCCCAUGCAGCUUUCAAAGCUUCCAUGCAGCCCGAGACCGUGGCCACAGAGAAGUUUUUUAAAACUUGCACAUCCGAGGUCAAUGUCAUCAGCCUUUUCUUCCCCGACAUCAAGGCCGAUGCGAUCCGCAUUGUCUUCACAGCCUGGCUCUCCUUUGCGUGCGUCAUGGACGACAUACUGGAGAUGCUAGAGGCCAGUGAGCGCGAGCUGGCACUGCUUGACAGUAUUGACGUUCUUUCAAAUGCUGCACAUAGCGAAACCACCAACACCAAAGCACGCACAUCAUCAGCUCAGGAUCAUAGAGUCCCGACCUUUGCCAGGGCGCUCCUUGAGCAUGUAACACGAUACCUCCCUACAAAAAGCUCUCAGGCGUUCUUCACAGCCGUCUGCGAGGUUCUCCGAGCCCAUGUCGCCGAGAUUCAUUUUCUCCAAUCCGAGAACCGCGACAGCUUGGCGGAAUAUCUCAGUAUUCGUGGCCGGACCAUCGCUCUGAGUCCCUUCUUCGAAGUCAUCAAGACCGAAUACUUGGAGGAAGCGGACUGGGCAUUCAACGACGCUUGGCUGAAACUCCAGGCCGAUGUUUCGCGAGUAGCCGGGCUCCAGAACGACAUGAUUGGUCUAGUGCGCGACAUUGAGGACGGCGAACAGCUCAAUGCCGUGAUGGUGCUGAUGAAGGGUUUCAAGGGGCACCAGAAUGGCGAGGUCAACCACAGCAUCCUCUCUCGCUGUCUCGCGAUGGUCAAUGCAGAGCACAACCGAAGCGCCGACCGAUGCAUACAGCAUAUGUCCCAUCUUCAUCGCGUUGCUGAGACGUCCCCAGGCUCGGCGGUUGCACGAGUUGAACGUGUAGCCCGGCAUAUCAUCAUGAUGUGCGAGACGCAUUUGCGGUGGUGCUCCUCGUCCAAACGGUACCGUCUGGAAGUCGGCGUGAACGGGCAUAUCGCAACACCCCCGGAGUCGGUAUGCAGCACCCUCCCGUCACCAGUCCUGACACAUGGCGCCUUUUCCGAGUUGCCUCCCAAAACAGAAGAAACCAUGCAGCCCUCCAGCACCUCGGUCGUGCACUCUAAGGGCAUCGUCCACGGCCUUCCGUCGUUCCCCAAGUCCGUUGAGACCACAGGAUUGACCGCCAUUGUCACCGGCGCAACUGGACUCUCCGGCUAUCAUAUGGUCAAGGUCUUAGCCGCAGCCCCCCAUCGGUGGAAGAAGAUUUACUGCCUGAGCUCCAGGCCUCCGCCUGACAACUUCUUCGAAGAUCUUGGGGAAGGCGCAAGGCGGGUUGAGCAUUUGGCCGUCGACUUCUUGAGCGAACCUUCCGAAAUUGCAAAGCAUCUUCAAGGCAAGAUCGAUCAUGUUGACCACAUAUUCUACUUCUCAUACGUGCAGCCGGCCCCGAAAGGAGACGUAAUGGAUUUGUGGGCAAAUGCCGACGAGCUUGCGAGGGUGAAUGUCGAGCUCUUUGAAAACUUUGUCGGUGCCCUCCGACAGACAACUCUCACGCCCCGCCGGUUCAUGCUUCAGACUGGGUCGAAGCACUACAGCUUCUAUCUCGGCCCCGCCUCUAUUCCUGCCUUUGAAACUGACCCCCGUGUAACGCUGGAUCGGAACUUUUACUACGAGCAAGAAGAUACCCUCGUCGGGUACUGCAGCGCGGUCGGCGCGACGUGGAGCGUGGCUCGCCCAUCGUACAUUGUUGGGGCGGUCCGUGACGGUACGCUCAACCAUCUCAUUGGUUUUGGUAUUUACGCCGCGGUCCAGGCCGAGCUUGGGCAGCCAAUUUGCUUUCCAGGGGACUACAGCGCCUGGGAUCGCGAGCAGGUACAGAGCAGUGGGUUGCUCAACGCGUACUUUGAGGAGUGGCUGGUUCUCGCUGGGGAUAAGACGGCCAAUGAGGCCUUCAACAUUCAUGAUGGACAGUCGUUUACCUGGGGUCGUCUUUGGCCGUACCUUGCCCGGUGGUACGGUGUGCAGUGGGAGCCACCGUCAACCGAGGAGGGCAAGUACCGUGUCAUGCAGUUGCCGUACCCCACGACGCCGAGGGGGUACGGCCCUCAGCUCACCAUGCGGUCGACAUUCUCGUUGUUGGAGUGGUCGUUCCAGCCACACGUGGAAGCGGCGUGGAGGAGGCUCGCCGAUAGGCACCAACUGGUUUUGGACCCCUUUGAUGACCGGUACCGGGCGAGGAUCUUUUCAUUUUCGGACUCAGCAGUCAUCGGCGACGCGCCUAUGACUACCAGCGUGCGUAAAGCGCGCGAUUGCGGCUUCUUUGGGACGGUGGAUUCGUAUGAGUCAAUUUUCGACUCGUUGCGGGCUCUCGCACGCCUUCGCCUAGUGCCGGCCCCCACCACUGAGAAGUUUGAGGCGUGA